AUGUGCAAGUUCACUACCAACGCUGACCUUGGCCCUCCUUUAGAGAAUGUUGAAGGUGUCUUCUCUGAUCAAGGCUGGUACGCUACUAAUCAGUUCGCUGUCGACGUCAUCUUCAGCAACCGUAUGAAGCAGUACAAAUGCUUGACCAAUGACUCUUCCCUCGCCGCCGCCAUUUCCGUGCCCUUCUACGCUGGUUUCGACGUUGCUAGGUACCUCUGGGGGUACAACAUCUCCACCAGGGACGCUGCUUCUCUUGAGUUGGUGAUUGGCUCAUGGAUCGGCCUGAGUGGGAUAUCAUGA
Messenger RNA from Eruca vesicaria subsp. sativa (arugula), 300 nucleotides. The record is from the annotation of a GenBank genome assembly. Lineage: Eukaryota; Viridiplantae; Streptophyta; Magnoliopsida; Brassicales; Brassicaceae.